Molecule: messenger RNA, 1041 nt
Organism: Debaryomyces hansenii CBS767
Lineage: Eukaryota; Fungi; Ascomycota; Pichiomycetes; Serinales; Debaryomycetaceae
Exons: 1
Coding region: 1-1041 (346 amino acids)
Biological process (GO): cellular response to amino acid stimulus; regulation of autophagy; cellular response to starvation
Cellular component (GO): nucleus; Gtr1-Gtr2 GTPase complex; fungal-type vacuole membrane
Molecular function (GO): GTP binding; GTPase activity
Source: RefSeq, a predicted model, not a curated record
AUGGAAGCAACUAUAUUACCAAAUCCAAAGGAUAGUAAUGCUACGAUCUUGUUAAUGGGGUUACGUAGAGGAGGAAAAUCGUCAAUAUGUAAGGUCGUUUUCCAUAACAUGCAGCCCUUGGAUACAUUGUACUUAGAAAGUACAUCGAAACCUACCACAGAACAAUUUUCGCUGUUAAUUGAUUUGUCAGUCAUGGAAUUACCUGGCCAGCUAAAUUACUUUGAACCGAAUUACGAUUCGGAAAGGUUAUUUUCAAGUGUAGGAGCAUUGGUUUACGUUAUCGACUCACAGGAUGAAUAUUUAAAUGCACUUACAAAUUUGUCUAUAAUUAUCGAAUACGCAUACAAAGUGAAUCCAAAAAUCAACAUUGAAGUCUUGAUCCAUAAGAUUGACGGCUUAUCGGAAGAUUAUAGAAUUGAUGCGCAAAGAGAUAUAAUGCAGAGAAUUGGAGAUGAACUAUUAGAUUUAGGAUUGGAGGGUGUUCAAGUUUCAUUUUAUUUAACAUCUAUUUUUGAUCAUUCUAUAUAUGAAGCAUUUUCAAGAAUAGUACAGAAGUUAAUUAAUGAAUUGCCAUCAUUGGAAAAUAUGUUGGAUAAUUUAGUGCAACAUUCUUCCAUUGAUAAGAUCUUUAUUUUUGAUGUCAAUUCAAAGAUUUACGUGGCUACUGACUCAUCUCCGGUUGACAUUCAAACCUACGAAGUGUGUGCAGAGUUUAUUGAUAUAACUAUUGAUUUGGAUGAUCUUUAUAUUGAAAAUGAAAAUUCAAUGAAUGAUAGUGAAACAGUCAUUAAGAAGCAAGAGUUAAAGUCAAUAUCUCAUUUAUCGAACGGGUCCCUACUUUACUUGAAGCAGAUGAUCAGAGGAUUAGCAUUGGUAGCAUUGGUGAGGCACGAUGAGAAUAAUAGUGAUCUUUCGUUGGAUAGUUUAAUGACUAUAAUAGACUACAAUGUUAGCAAUUUUAAGAAGUCAUUAAUGAAAAUGUGGGAGAAUUCCAAACUUGUAGAGCAACCAAAUACCCAAAAUAGCGAGUUGAUGAACUGA